Molecule: messenger RNA, 329 nt
Organism: Closterium sp. NIES-65
Lineage: Eukaryota; Viridiplantae; Streptophyta; Zygnematophyceae; Desmidiales; Closteriaceae
Source: the annotation of a GenBank genome assembly
GACGUGAUUCCUCCCAGGGAGCUGCUGGCAUUGCCGCAGUUCAAGGAGGGAGCAGCACUCGCGAGGUGAGCAGCACUCGCGAGGUGAGCAGCACUCACGAGUGGUAUGGGCCUCUUGCUUCCGCUUUCUCCCUUGUUCCCGUCACCAGUGCAACUCUGCAGUUUGCAGCUGCACUUCUAUCCAAUACAGCCUUCCAGCGCCAGGAGGCAGCACUGCUGGCGCUGAAUCCAGCUGCCACGUCACCGCUCAGCUCAGCACGCGUGGCAUUGCUGCAGUGGCUGCUUGCGGGAAUGGCCAACGAGGUGGGCAGCUGCAGUGCGGUGCAGUGA